AUGUUUGCCGCCCGGCGAGCUCUGGCUUAUCCCUCCUUUUCAGCUCGGCUUUUCUCAGUAUCUCAUACUAUAUUUGCAACUACUCCGAAAGUUACAUACCCCAAGUCCCAACCAAUCGCUCCAAAGACUACUGCGAGGGCCGCUACCAGCAAAGCGGGGCAGGGGAACCCAGACAUAGUUGAGGCAUAUCCGACAACUGCCAAUGAGGUUGAUGUCAAACAAUUGACUGAGGGAGAGGAAACCGGUGAACUUCCCGAUGUACCGCCAGGCUCUUUGCCAAUGGAUUGGUAUACGAGUUACCAUGGACUAUCUUCGCAGCCAUUCCCUAAAGAGGCUGCGGAAAUUCUCAUGGCUCCGAUAGAUCCACUAGACGUUGAGGUUAAACCAGAUGGGCUCCUCUAUCUGCCCGAAAUCAAGUACCGUAGAAUAUUGAACAGGGCAUUUGGCCCUGGAGGCUGGGGGCUUGCUCCUCGGUCUGGAAUCAACGUCAGUCCCAAGGUUGUUAGCAGGGAGUAUGCGCUUGUGUGUCUUGGGCGUCUUGUGAGUAUUGCUCGAGGAGAACAAGAAUACUUUGAUCAAGAAGGCAUCGCAACUGCUACUGAAGCAGCAAAGAGUAAUGCUCUCAUGCGAUGCUGCAAGGAUUUGGGAAUCGCAAGUGAACUCUGGGAUCCUCGGUUUAUCCGAGAGUUCAAGGCCAAAUACUGCGUCGAGGCCUUUGUCGAGCAUAUUCCUAGCAAAAAAGUGCAAAAGCGUUGGAGGCGCAAGGAUGCCAAGUUUGACUACCCCUACAAGGAGUCUACACGUGCAUAG
Rhizoctonia solani is the source of this 810-nucleotide messenger RNA. Its product is annotated as genome maintenance protein. Gene Ontology annotation, cellular component: mitochondrial nucleoid; mitochondrial chromosome. Gene Ontology annotation, biological process: recombinational repair; interstrand cross-link repair. Lineage: Eukaryota; Fungi; Basidiomycota; Agaricomycetes; Cantharellales; Ceratobasidiaceae. The record is from RefSeq and is a predicted model, not a curated record. The transcript has 5 exons. Bases 1 to 810 code for a protein of 269 amino acids. Gene Ontology annotation, molecular function: single-stranded DNA binding.